Messenger RNA from Aspergillus aculeatus ATCC 16872, 800 nucleotides. RefSeq lists its product as uncharacterized. The record is from RefSeq and is a predicted model, not a curated record. Gene Ontology annotation, cellular component: mitochondrion. Gene Ontology annotation, molecular function: ATPase inhibitor activity. The transcript is spliced from 4 exons. Bases 115 to 411 code for a protein of 98 amino acids. Gene Ontology annotation, biological process: negative regulation of ATP-dependent activity. NCBI's taxonomy places the organism in Eukaryota, Fungi, Ascomycota, Eurotiomycetes, Eurotiales, Aspergillaceae.
CACCAUCUGACACAUCCUCCUCCAACCGAUAACUUCCACCUUCUACCCUUCGAACCACCCCCUCCUCACUCCUCACAUCCCCAACCACUUCCCGCUCAGCCCAACUCAAUCACCAUGCUCCGCCAAUCUAUCACCAAGCCUCUCACCAGCACUGUCAUCAGCCGCUCCUUCUCUGCUCUUGCCCCCAGAAUGGCUGCAGGUGAUACCGGUGCUCCCCGCGCUGGCGGUGUUCAGUCCAGUGACUCUUUCACCAAGCGUGAAGCCGCCCAGGAAGGCCGUUACAUCCACGAGAAGGAAUUGGAGAAGUUCCAGAAGCUAAAAGCGAGCAUCAAGGCACAGCGUGAACACCUUGACAAGCUCGACAAGCACAUCGACGAGAUCACCAAGGAGCAGGGCGGCGAGCAGAACUAGAUUUGCGUGCACAGCACACUCACCAAUACCCCCAACACCCUCUAUAGCUUCGAAGUCGACCUCUCAGCUGGGUCUACUACAUAAGCCUCUUGCUUCUUCUUUUUGUUUCGUUCCUAUUAUAUCCCCGCGAACGUGUCACACCCCUCUCGCUAUCCUUGCUUCGUAAAUCGGAGCGAUAUUUAACGAAUAUGACUUGUAUGUUGAUGUGAUGGUCAUGCUUUUUCGAUAUUAGCAUACGGUGUAGCUAGUUAGUCUACGCUGAGACGUUUACUACACGGAAGCAUUUGAUUCUUCGCUGUGUUCUAUGUGUAAAUCUAUCAUGAUUAUACCUACGGUCCCACGGUUCCGCUCAAGAACGCAUAGAUUAUUUGAAUCAAUACCUAUACCGC